AUGGAAAUUGAUGAUAGUAGUUCAAUUGCACCAAGUGACUCUGUAUCAAAUCAAGAAACAUCUACUAGUAAUAAAGUUUAUAUUAAUAAAAAAAAGCUUACAUCAGCAAUUUGGAAUGAUUUUGUUUUAAUAGCUACUAAAAAUUUAAUUAAAUUUUUAAAGUUACAGACUAUAACACUUGAUAAUGCUUUAGCAAAUGAUGCUGCUAUUUGUGAACUUGCUACACAAUUUAGUUCUCUUUCAAUUAAUAUUAAUACUGAACUAUUGCACAAUCACUACUUGGCUCAUAUUAUAAAUAUAAUUGUUCAAGAUAGUACAAAAAAAAUUUCAGAU
This is a messenger RNA of Scutellospora calospora, 333 nucleotides long. Lineage: Eukaryota; Fungi; Glomeromycota; Glomeromycetes; Diversisporales; Gigasporaceae. The record is from the annotation of a GenBank genome assembly.